Ctenocephalides felis (cat flea) is the source of this 2033-nucleotide messenger RNA. RefSeq lists its product as uncharacterized. The coding region runs from base 87 to 2006 and encodes 639 amino acids. NCBI's taxonomy places the organism in Eukaryota, Metazoa, Arthropoda, Insecta, Siphonaptera, Pulicidae. The record is from RefSeq and is a predicted model, not a curated record. The transcript is spliced from 18 exons.
GAAAUGCCAGAAUGGAUUUUAUUACUCGGAAAUAUUACAUCAAGUAGAAAUGGGCAUGCAACCUUAUUGCUCCUCCUUGUCUAAAAAUGAUCUACCACCUUAGUAAUAUCAGAAAAAUGGCGAUACGAUGGACAAUUAUACUGCAUAUUACCAUUUUAGUCGUUAAGAUAGUAUUAGGUGAAGAUGCUUCUAGUUUGCCAUUAGAACAUAGGGGUCACUUAGGUCCAUAUUUAGCACCACAAGGUUCACUAGGAUCUGUAAAUGAUAUAGGUUCUUAUUUGGCGCCUGCAGGCUCUUACGGUCCACCAAAUUCAGAUGAUGCAUGGGCAUUAAAUAAUGAAGAACCUGCACCUAGAAUAAAAAAUUUACAAGUGCAAUGUGAAAAAACGCAUAUGAGGGUCAAUGUGGAAUUCGACAGACCGUUCUAUGGAACAAUCUUCUCGAAAAAUCAUUUUAGUGACCCACAAUGUGUGCACUUAAAACCAGGAACCGGAUUGCUAAGCGCCAACUUCGAAAUUUAUCUAAACACAUGCGGAAUGACCGGAUCAAGUUUACACGAUGCACACUUGUACGAAAAUCCAGCAAAACCAAGCAACAGUUUUGUGGAAAACACGAUAAUCAUUCAAUACGAUCCGUUUGUCCAAGAAGUUUGGGAUUUAGCCAGAAAAUUGAGAUGUACCUGGUACGACUUCUACGAAAAGAGUGUCCAAUUUAAACCUUUCCAAGUUGAUAUGUUACAUGCUGUUACUGCUAACUUCUUGGGCGACAACUUGCAAUGCUGGAUGCAAAUUCAAGUCGGAAAAGGUCCAUGGGCUUCAGAAGUAUCUGGAAUUGUUAAAAUUGGUCAAACCAUGACAAUGGUCUUAGCUAUUAAGGACGAUGAAAGACGAUUUGACAUGUUAGUUCGUGAUUGCUUGGCUCAUGAUGGACACAGGGCACCAAUUCAAUUAGUUGAUCGAAGAGGUUGUGUGAGCAGACCAAGAAUUAUGAGCGGUUUCCAAAAAAUUAGAGAUUUCGGUCCAAGUGCUACUGUUGUAUCUUAUGCUUACUUCCAGGCUUUCAAAUUCCCUGAUGCAAUGAGCGUUCACUUCCAAUGUGUCAUCCAGGUAUGCAGAGAUAAAUGCCCAGAACCAGAUUGUGGAGGAGGAGAACACCACUUGCACCACAACUUGCUCCAACAACAAGCCCUUGGAGGCCACUAUCCACCUCCACAGCAAGUGGACCCACGUCACCCAUUAGCAGGGGGCGCCGAAGUUGCUGAUCCUCUUACCGGAGCAUACUCAGAAAACCACCCUGAAAAAGUCCUAUUACAACCAGAUAACAUCAGCAAAAAGGGCGAUUACAUCGAAAACGUAAAUGAAGUUUACAAUGCAAAUAGCGAUAACUCCAACAAUAAACAACAAAAUUAUGAAAAUCUGAACUAUGAUAAUCAACAGAAACAAAACCAGAACAAUUAUGAUGCUGUUCUGAAUAAUAAUUAUGAAAACAAACGCCAACAUCCACCAUUGCCUCCACCACCACCACCAGGCAGCGAUAGGAAUACAUAUAGUACUGUUGAUGGAAAUGGUGGUCCUGAAAGUGAACACAUUUCCACUUUGGGCGGAAGACCGAGGUCUGUGGAAACCAGGGAAAGGAGGAGCUUGGACCAAGGAACCUUCAUCACCAUCCCAGUAUCGGUUGUCCACACCCGCCAAACGCGCGACGUCUCAGCCUCUCCUACGACAGACGUCACCACAAAACGCGUCAUCAGGGUAGUUGCCCCCAACGACGUCGAUUUCUCACUAAAUGCUAAAAAUAAUGCUCAAAACGAGACAGUAAUAAUUGAAACCAUGAAUUAUGGCAAAAACGCCGAAAAUAUUUGCUUAUCCAUCCAGAGCUUCGUCAGUGGUUUGAUCAGUCUUCUCCUCAUCAUCAUAGUCGCCAGUUUGAUUGCAGGAUUCUUGUUCGUCAGGAGAUACAGCUGUUCGACCACGACAAUCCUGUUUCCUUCCUCCUCAAAACAUUAAACGCAUUGUUCUCGAAACUAUCAUUUU